This is a messenger RNA of Prinia subflava (tawny-flanked prinia), 2269 nucleotides long. It is a transcript of the gene YARS2, whose product is annotated as tyrosyl-tRNA synthetase 2. The record is from RefSeq and is a predicted model, not a curated record. Gene Ontology annotation, molecular function: RNA binding; tyrosine-tRNA ligase activity; ATP binding. Gene Ontology annotation, biological process: tyrosyl-tRNA aminoacylation. The transcript is spliced from 5 exons. Bases 16 to 1758 code for a protein of 580 amino acids. Lineage: Eukaryota; Metazoa; Chordata; Aves; Passeriformes; Cisticolidae. Gene Ontology annotation, cellular component: cytosol; mitochondrion.
GCUGCCAGUGCUCCCAUGCAGCUCACACCGCCCAGCCCACGGUGGCCACCGGGGCGGCUCCGGGGCGGCUCCGGGGCGGCUCCGGGGCGGCUCCGGGGCGGCUCCGGGGCGGCUCCGGGGCGGCUCCGGGGCGGCUCCGGGGCGGCUCCGGGGCGGCUCCGGGGCGGCUCCGGGGCGGCUCCGGGGCGGCUCCGGGGCGGCUCCGGGGCGGCUCCGGGGCGGCUCCGGGGCGGUCCCAGCGCAGCAGCCCCGCCCCGCCCCGCCCCGCCCCGGCGUUCCCGGCGUGCCCCGCGCGCGAUGGCGGCGCCCGCGCUGUGCCGGCGCUGCGGGCGGGCGGCGGGGCUGUGGGGCCUGCGCCGGGCCCCGCUCCCGCCGCCGCCGCCGCCCCGCCGCCGGGCCCACGAGCAGGCGCGGCGGGCGCGGGGCGCGGCGGGGCUGCUGGCGGCGCAGUGCGAGCGCGGGCUGUUCCAGGAGGUGUUCCCGGCGCAGAGCGCGGAGGAGCAGCUGCCGGCGCUGCUGGAGCCGGGCCGGCCGCCGCUGGCCGCCUACUGCGGGUUCGACCCCACGGCGGACUCGCUGCACGUGGGGCACCUGCUGCCCGUCAUGGCGCUGCUGCACUUCCAGCGCGCGGGCCACGACGUCAUCGCCGUGGUGGGCGGGGCCACGGCGCGGCUCGGGGACCCCAGCGGGCGCGAGCGCGCGCGGGAGCCGCAGCCGGCGGGGCGGGUGCGCGCGCAGGCGCGGGCGCUGCGCGCGGGGCUGGAGCGGCUGUUCGCGAACCACCGCGAGCUGUUCUGGGAGCCGCGGGCCGGGCGGCUCGGCCGCGCCGCGCUGCUCGACAACGCCCGCUGGCUCGGCCGGGAGCCGCUGCUCCGCUUCCUGGGCGGCGCGGGCGGGCGCCUCCGCAUGGGCACGCUGCUGAGCCGGCAGAGCUGCCAGGCGCGGCUGCGCAGCGCCGAGGGCAUGAGCCUGGCCGAGUUCCUGUACCCUGCGCUGCAGGCCUACGACUUCCUGCACCUGCACCGGCACCACGGCUGCCGCAUCCAGCUGGGGGGCCACGACCAGAUGGGAAACAUCAUGUCCGGAUACGAGCUCGUCACCAAGAUGACAGGAACAGAUGUGUUUGGAAUUACUGUACCUCUUAUUACCAGUACUACUGGCGAUAAAUUGGGAAAGACUGCUGGAAAUGCAGUUUGGCUGAACAGGGAUAAGACUUCUCCAUUUGAGCUGUAUCAGUUUUUUGUCAGACAGCAAGAUAAUGUGGUUGAAAAAUACCUGAAACUAUUCACCUUCCUUCCUCUUGAGGAGAUUGCCCACAUCAUGGAAAUGCAUGCUAAAGAACCUGAGAAAUGGGGCCCUCAGAAACGACUGGCUGCAGAAGUAACUAAGCUUGUCCACGGUAGAGAGGGGCUGGAAUCUGCUAAGAGGUGCACUAAGGCCCUUUAUCACAGCAGUGUGGAGGCACUGGAAGAAAUGUCUGACCAAGAGUUACAGGAACUUUUCAGACAAGCUACUUCUGCUGAAUUGAUGCUUGAACCUGGGAUGACUGUUCUUGACUUGUGCCGCAAAGCAAAUGCCAUUCCAGAUGGACCUAGUGGGUACCGGAAGAUUACAGAUGGAGGAGUUUCAAUAAAUGGGAACCGUGUAACUAAUCCUGAGACUGUUCUUAUUCUCGGACAGCAUAUUCUGAAGAACGGAGUAUCAUUACUUAGGGUUGGAAAGAAAAAUUAUUACAUUAUAAAAUGGCUGCAGUUGUGACAACAGAGUAUUGCCCUAAAAGGACAGGUCUCUCACUCUGCUGCAUCAGGAUGUACUUGAGGAUGUUUCUGUACUGUGCAUUACUACACAGCUCACAGACUGCCCAAUAUCAGUUCCUUUUCAAAGGAAAGAGUUCAACAGAGUUCAAAUAAAGGAGCUGAGUGGCACCACUGAAGAGAUUGUAGAUACUCUGCCUUACUCAAAGCACCAUUCUUAAGGAUCUGCAUAAGAAGAAAAGGAAACGAUUCAUUUCAAAGUCCAGCAGUUGGAGAGCAGUUCCCCUGCUUUAACAGCCUUCUGUGUUGUAGGAGAGCAGUGGCCAGUUAUUCCACAGGAUAACCCACAGGAAAAAUGAGCCAAAGCAAACUCAAAUCCACUCCUUGAAGUCAGUGUGUGCUCUUGUAACCAAGAAACCUUGCUGGGGGCAAAGAUAACCAUGGUCAUGUUUCUCUGAACAGGUUUGCUUCGAAAGAAGCUGCAGAAAAUUCAUAAUAAAGGACUAAAUGAUUAA